This is a messenger RNA of Aphis gossypii (cotton aphid), 912 nucleotides long. Its product is annotated as 52 kDa repressor of the inhibitor of the protein kinase-like. Bases 1 to 912 code for a protein of 303 amino acids. NCBI's taxonomy places the organism in Eukaryota, Metazoa, Arthropoda, Insecta, Hemiptera, Aphididae. The record is from RefSeq and is a predicted model, not a curated record. Gene Ontology annotation, molecular function: protein dimerization activity. The transcript has 4 exons.
AUGUCGGAAACGUCCAUUAAAAAAUCAUUGAAAAGAAGUUGCGAAACUAGAUGGAUAGAACGAUUUUACGCAAUAAACGAUUUUAUGGAACUUUAUGAGUAUGUCAUUGAAGCAUUAGAUACAAUUUCAGAAUGGUACGAUAACGAUAUUUCGAAUAAAGCAGGACGUCUUAGAAGUUCUAUUUUAGCUAUAGACUUUGUGAUAUCAUUAUUCGUAUUGAACAAAGGUUUCAAACUUCGAACACACGCCGAUGAUGUUUUUCAAAAAAUAUUUGAAAAAGUAAAAGUAGUAGUCGAAAAAUUCGAUAUUGAAAUUAAAAUUCUGAGAUUAACAAUAAAACAAACUAAUAGAAGCAAUAUACCAUUAAAUACUCCGGAACAAUAUAAUCGAGCAUCAAUUUUAAUUCCUUAUCUUGACAAAUUUAUUACAGAGUUAGAAGAAAGGUUCACUGUCCAUCGAUCGAUUUUAUCAGGUUUCGAUUCUCUAUUUAGGGAAAAUGGUCCCAUUGAAGAUAUUAUAAUUCUUUCAAAUAAAUGCAUUGAAGAUUUACAGAAUGAUGAAACUCAAAAAGAAAUUAUUGAAGCAGAGUACACAUUAUUGCAGAGAAAACUCAUGCAAACAACGGAGAAACUAAAUAAUGCUUUAGAGGUUAUAACUAUGUGUGACCAGUCAAUUUAUCCGAAUAUAUUUAAACUUCUCCAAAUUUUAGUCACGCUUCCUAUUUCCUCUGCAACAAAUGAAAGAACAUUUUCAAACUUGAAACGAAUAAAAACAUAUCUAAGGAAUUCCAUAUCAGAGGGAAGAUUGAAGGGUUUAGCUAUGCUAUCAAUAAAUAAAAACUACUCAAUAAAACCUGAAGAAGUUAUUGAAGAACUGGCGAAACAAAAAAGACGUCUACCUUUUUUAUUAUAA